CUACCCUGAUUUGGAUCUCCCUGCUUCCUUCAUUUGCUCAUUUACCUCAAUUUUUUUAUUUUUUAUACCUCACGAAGCAUUCACAGACACCUCAGGGACGAGUCUUCCUGCAUGCACAACGCCAGCUAUCAGCCACUCUCUUCCCUUAGAGUCUUCACAGCCUUACUUUAUGCUUGGAAGGAUCGUAGUUUUGAAAGAUCUUUAUAGAGACCUUAAUAAAUGUUCUGACCAGGACAUAAUGAAUUAUGGUAUUUCCAUGACAGCUCUGAAGGAAGUGCUCUCGAACCUACAAGGCAAAUCAGCAAUUGAUGAACCAGAUUCUGGCAUCGGGAAACAAGAGAAAGUAAAUGUGACAAGAGAUACUGGAAAUGAGUCUGAAGUGCAACAGGCUCUUUGUCCUCCUGAAAUGAGAAAGGUUGUCAGUAAGGGAACUCUUUGGAGAAGACAGGUCUGUGCUGUAACAAGACUUCACUUCUUAAAAUUAAGACAUGAAAGGAAAACUCUUUUGUCCUUGAUCAAAUAUCGAAGAUCUUAUGCAUUCGCUACUGUGUCAGGAUAUAGUUUUGGAAGUAGAUGACUUUAGCAAUAGAAAUGGCUCAGAUGAUCCUUCACACAAUGGAGACAUCAUAGUGUCUGGUGAGCAGAAGGUGUGUUUGCCAUUAUGUACAGUUUUAUCAUGAUUUUUUUUUUUUUGCCACAUUCUAAUACUUUGAACUAUAGAAGGGCAACUCAAUCAUUCAGGGUCAUUUAUUUACUAUAAAAGCAAUGUAUUUUAAUAGAAAAAUUCAAACAUGACUACAGUAUAGAAUAUAGAACAGCAGUCCCCAGAUUGGAUUAAAGAUGGCGGCCGAGUAACAGCUUCCCUGCAACUGGGAACAGCGAGUCUGAGGAGACAAGACUCCAGGCAUCUCUGGCAGGUGGGAUCUGCCUAUAAUCAUCCCUUUGUGGAUACAGGGAGCCAGCAAGGGACUUCUGGACCCCAAGAGGAGGACAAAAACAGUGGAAAACUGGCGAGUGGUUGCAUGUGUUCGAUUGACCUAAUCACGCUGGUAACCGUAAGUACAAGCAGCAGUGAGACUGCAAACUGGAAAGGCCUUACCUGUGAACUGUUUCGGUGUUCUUGGACUUGGCACUCAGUUGAACUGCCUUGGGGAGAGCUUGAGCAGGAGUGUGAAGAACUUUGGGCAUUGUCUGGGGCCCCAGACUGAGCCACUGAGCUGGGCACA
Nycticebus coucang (slow loris) is the source of this 1226-nucleotide messenger RNA. Its product is annotated as ATP-binding cassette sub-family A member 10-like. Bases 170 to 577 code for a protein of 135 amino acids. The record is from RefSeq and is a predicted model, not a curated record. The transcript is spliced from 4 exons. NCBI's taxonomy places the organism in Eukaryota, Metazoa, Chordata, Mammalia, Primates, Lorisidae.